Osmerus eperlanus (European smelt) is the source of this 996-nucleotide messenger RNA. RefSeq names its product electron transfer flavoprotein subunit beta (gene etfb). The record is from RefSeq and is a predicted model, not a curated record. Gene Ontology annotation, biological process: amino acid catabolic process; fatty acid beta-oxidation using acyl-CoA dehydrogenase. Gene Ontology annotation, cellular component: mitochondrion. Lineage: Eukaryota; Metazoa; Chordata; Actinopteri; Osmeriformes; Osmeridae. The transcript has 6 exons. Gene Ontology annotation, molecular function: electron transfer activity. Bases 76 to 840 code for a protein of 254 amino acids.
CCAAACACAAGAAGAAGAAGGAAAAGUUAGCUAGCUGUGUAACCAAUUUGUGAAACAAGAAUCGCCAAAUCAACAAUGUCGAAGCGCGUCCUUGUUGGAGUUAAACGUGUGAUUGACUAUGCUGUCAAGAUCCGUGUGAAGCCGGACCACAGCGGUGUGGUAACUGAUGGUGUGAAACACUCCAUGAACCCCUUCUGUGAGAUUGCUGUGGAGGAGGCUGUCAAGCUGAAGGAGAAGAAGCUUAUUAAGGAAGUGGUAGCUGUCAGCUGUGGCCCUCAGCAAGUUCAAGAAACUAUCCGUACUGCCCUGGCCAUGGGGGCGGACCGGGGGAUACAUGUUGAAGUUACUGGGAAUGACUACGAGACACUGGGCCCCCUACAGGUGUCUAAGAUCUUUGCUGCCCUGGCUAAGAAAGAAAACGCUCAACUUGUCAUCCUAGGAAAACAGGCAAUUGAUGAUGACUGUAACCAGACAGGUCAGAUGACUGCUGCCUUACUGGACUGGCCUCAGGGCACUUUUGCGUCUGAGGUGGCACUGGAUGGAGACAAGGUCAAGGUGGUGAGGGAGAUUGAUGGUGGACUGGAGACCAUCAAAAUCAAUAUGCCAGCAGUAGUGACCGCAGACCUUCGACUCAACACCCCCAGAUAUGCCACCCUUCCCAACAUCAUGAAAGCAAAAAAGAAGAAGAUUGCCAAUGUGAAACCAUCAGACCUGGGCGUGGACCUGACUUCACGGGUGGAGGUGGUGAGGGUGGAUGAGCCACCACAGAGACAGGCGGGGGUUAAGGUGGACACGGUUGAUGACCUAGUGGGCAAACUGAAAGAAUCGGGGAGGAUAUAAACAGCAUAGGCACACAUUGAGGAGUGAGUGUCUAGCCUGUCCACAUGGAGAUACAGUUAAGUCCAUAAAUAUUUGGACAGUGACACACUUUUCAUAAUUUUGGCUCUGUACGCCACCACAAUGGAUUUACAAUUAAAGAACCAAGAUGCAAUUAAA